AUCCUAUUUCUGUUUCGGUCAUCAGCGUGAGUCCUGAACGCCAACACCGCAAACAUCUCCUCUCAACGUUGUUGCGUGUCCAGGUUUAAACUAAGGAAUAUGAACGAAGCAAUCAGGACUCCUGUUACACCGUUCUCGAUUACUGAUAUUUUGAAUCGCAAUGAUGUCCCACAGCAGAAUAACAGCAGCCUUUCCACUUGGAGACAGCACCCUGCCCAUACUCAUCCCGUGUCGCCGACAUAUUUGCCAUUACCGUACUUUCAAGGCGCUCUACCCAUCCAUCAACUGAGCUGCUACAAAUCAUUCACUGCCUCGCAAGUUCCUACAGCAUUGCCCUCGCUAAGUGGAGAACGAAAUCCUGAAGAAAUCGCAGAGCGUGCAGAAGAAAUAGCGAAAGUUCAUAAAAACCACGAAAGAGAUGUCAACCACACCUCGACUUCUAACCCUCAACAACAGGCCAAACCGCGAAAGAAGCGAUCAAGAGCGGCCUUCUCGCACGCUCAAGUCUUCGAAUUGGAAAGACGGUUCAGCCAUCAAAAAUAUUUGUCUGGACCUGAGAGGGCAGAGCUUGCUGCUGCUCUAAAACUGACCGAAACACAGGUUAAAAUCUGGUUUCAGAACCGGAGAUACAAAACAAAACGCCGUCAGCUCGCAUCAGAAAUAUGCCCUCCGAGUGCGGCGAAGAAAGUCGCGGUACGAGUUUUAGUUCGGGAUGAUCACAAGCAGUAUGAAGACAUAGGAUUAUCGGGUCUAUCAGUGGCACCAUUUGGCAGUCAAACCUUCGCUCCACCUUGUGGUUUUUACUACAGAUGAAUUCAAGACUACUGAAUCACGUCCCAAAUACAACAACAAACAGAUCCUUCAGAUCAAACCCCACGAACACGAAGACAGUGACACUCAAAGAGUAGUAUUCAAACAAUUUAAUCGCUGCUGUUUUCGAUGGCCCAGUCGCAAAAGUAUUCUGCUGCUUAACACCAAAUAGCGGCAAAAAGGUAAAAAGAUUAGCAGAGGAUAACGUUUUUACUCCUAGCUGCGGAAGUAAAUCACUUGUGUCCGGUGAAUUACAUGGAGUGGUCUACUCUCUUAAAGUUUACUCACAUCAUCGAAAACAGAUUGCGCGAGUGUUAGGCUCUUAAUUACCUUUAAUCCAAGAUUAAGAUUAACGAGAGUGCAUGAUAGUGUUCAGAUUGAGUGAGGGAUUGAAAAAAAUUCCCUAAAGAAACAAUUAUAGGCCUUAAGUUGGAGCGACGGUUAUUAGUAGAUAUCGAAAGGAAAAAGGGACAUGAACUAUAUUUCAAUUUUAUACCAACAGUAGCACAAAACUCAACUAUGUACCAAAGUAGACCACUUUGAUUUCUAUAAGCAUCACUGUAGCCAGGAACCAUCUCAGUAAAUUUUUCCAAACUUUUUUAAUAUCACAAAUAACAAAACAUUCACAGAAUUAGGUCGGAGAAUGCAUAGGAAAGACAACACAGUCGCCUAAGAUAAAUAAAUACACUUCUCUGAACAAAGAGCCAGCUGAUUCUUAUUUCACAACUACCUAAACUUGGAAAUUUUAAGUCGCGACUAGCUGAAAUACAGCCAGAGAUAAUUCGGAAGAGAGCUGCAACUUUGUGCAGCCCAAAUAGAAAUUAUAAAAGGCCCGGGUGACAUGUUUGUCCACAUCUCUUUUGAAUUAGUUUAGCUUUAAUUGAUGCCUGAAGUUUCACAUCCGAGGGCGCUUUGUUAACUGUCGAUAGUGCGCAAGAAUUUAACGGUCGAAAUCAUUGCAUUUUUUCGAUUGAUUCAUUUACCGAAAGGGAGAUAGAACGAUAGAUAAGUAUCACUGCGACACCCAAAAUACAAUUACAGUCGACUGAAUUUGAUUACAGUGCAUCGUUCAUCAACUACAAAGAUACUCAUUAGUGCUCAUUACAAGGGCUUUUAUUCUGGGGCUUAAUGUGAUUGUAAAACACUUCUUUAAUACUCAUUUAGGUGCCCCUCCCACGACACUAUUUGAACGACAAGAUGAUUCGUUUAUGCCACGCUUAAUGGAUCUCGUUUAACAUGUCAGUCGCACGGAUAGGAUUCCCUUCACUUCCAAACUCAAGCAAAAAGCUUGAGAAAACUUAAAGAGACACUUCAGGGCAGUUAGAUGGCCGACGGAAGUGUGAAACCGAAGACAAAGCCAUCUGUUAAAUCCAUUACCAACAUACGAGUCUAAAUGCGUUGGUCUAGGUACUUGAAUAAACUUUAAUGGAAGUUAAAUUUUCAUGAAUAGCUAAAGACCGUUUUAGUUUCUUCAAUGUUAGCAUUUCUUUUCUCGGAUGCCAUGGUUUCCUGUUUGCUAAAGUCGCACUAAGAAUGGCACAUCGUUUGAAGGUGUUAA
This is a messenger RNA of Stylophora pistillata, 2368 nucleotides long. RefSeq names its product homeobox protein Nkx-2.3. Gene Ontology annotation, cellular component: nucleus. Gene Ontology annotation, biological process: cell differentiation; regulation of transcription by RNA polymerase II. Gene Ontology annotation, molecular function: RNA polymerase II cis-regulatory region sequence-specific DNA binding; DNA-binding transcription factor activity, RNA polymerase II-specific. The record is from RefSeq and is a predicted model, not a curated record. Lineage: Eukaryota; Metazoa; Cnidaria; Anthozoa; Scleractinia; Pocilloporidae.